CUAAUAGGUACUUUGGAAAAAUUCGAACCAACUCAUUGAAUUAUGAUUUUGGAAUAUAUAAUCUUCUAAACUAAACAUUUUAUGCAGCAUUUGCUUAAAAUUUUUAAGAAAACCUGCUUUCUUUUUUUAAAGAGUACAGAAAUAUCAAUGGCUUUAUAUGAAAGCAACUGGUACAAACAAGACAAACGAACCAAUCAGUUGGUGUAUAUAUUGCUGAUGAGGACCCAAAAACCGUUAUAUGUGCAAAUAGGACUAUUUGGACCAAUGACUAUUGAUGCGGCAAUUUCUAGAUUCAAACUUGCCUAUUCCUACGUGUCAGUUAUGUCGCCCUAAAUUCAAACUUGAUAUAUAAAAAUUACCCUUAUAGAUUUGGUAGAAUAGUUGCUUCAUGUAUUGAAUUUACUUCUGGUACCUAGAUAAUGCGUUCAUUUAAAAACCGUAGUAAAAUAUAUACCUAUUGGAUUAGUUAUAUUAUGUUGUGUGCAAAUUAAUUUAGAAACUUUUAAAACUUCAUCAAUAAAAGGUACAUAUUUGCCAUUA
Molecule: messenger RNA, 540 nt
Organism: Ceutorhynchus assimilis (cabbage seed weevil)
Lineage: Eukaryota; Metazoa; Arthropoda; Insecta; Coleoptera; Curculionidae
Source: the annotation of a GenBank genome assembly